AUGGAGCUCCGCCGUUCUGCUCGUAUCGCAGCAAAGCUUGUGGGGACCCCCGGCGACCUCAAGAAGAUCAUGAGAGAAUGGCGAGCUGCAUUGAUAUCAGCCACACGAGACAAUAGAUUUAAGAACACAACCUACUACAACAUUGACUUCGAUACUGUUAGCAUCCACAGGUUGCUUGAUGAGAUCAUGUCUAGAUCUUAUCUUCUGUCCAUCCAGGAGCAUGCCACCUUUACUAGAAUAAGGGAAUGUGCUCAGUCCGCUUCCGCCCAAGGCCCAGGCACUGUCGAUAAGGAAUUGGCCGCAGAGAUGAGAGUGCUAGGCACAGAGUUGGUCGCCAUUCUGGCUAGCGAUGUCAAGAAGUUCACUGGUCCGCUUCGUCCGAGAAGCUGGGGUCAGUAUGAUGGCAGUUCCGCUUUGAUUGAAACGCACUGA
This is a messenger RNA of Exophiala mesophila, 432 nucleotides long. RefSeq lists its product as uncharacterized. Bases 1 to 432 code for a protein of 143 amino acids. The transcript has a single exon. Lineage: Eukaryota; Fungi; Ascomycota; Eurotiomycetes; Chaetothyriales; Herpotrichiellaceae. The record is from RefSeq and is a predicted model, not a curated record.